AUGGGGUCGGCUUGCUGUGUUGCUGCUAGAGAUGGAACUCUCCCCAGUAGAACUGGAACUGGAACUGAAACUUCACGUAGGAACAUCACAUGCUCGCCAACAUGGAGCUUUCGCUGGGAUCAUCAAAGGCGUGUGGCUGGUGAAAUUGAGGAUUCUUCGUACCAAGUGUCUCAUGGAGUCAGCACAAACACAAGCAGGGAAAUAAAAGGAUUAUCAGGUUCUGAAAGGGGUAAUCUUUCUGAUGGGGGAAACCUUGAGAAUUCCGGAACACCCAUCUCUUGUAAAUCACUGGUCCAUGGAGAAAGGGGUGCAAAUUUUAUUGCGCUACCAUCAGUUUAUUUGAUGUAUUUUUACAUUCUUUGUCCAGACAUACCCAUGGCAAGCAAUUAUUCUGCUGAAUUGAGUUCCAUGGCUUGUAAUUUUCCUGAGGAGGUGAAGAGCUUGGAAGAAUCACCAAAUAUUGCUGAUACAUCAACACAGAAGCUUUCAUUUUCCAUACCUUCGUCAUUUUCUACACCAAUAACUGAUCCUUUGUCUACCCAUCCUCAUCCACUUCCUCCUAGUUCAACCCCAUCUAGAAGGGCUCGCCGUUCACCUGGCCACAGGCUGUUGAGACAGGUUUCUGAUAGUCGAAUCUUAGGAUUGAAAUCACCUAAUAAUUACCCAGUAUCUGAAGGAAGGUCUUCUUUCGUACUUUCCACGUGCAGCAAUGACUUAACUGCUGGAUCAUAUGGUGGUUCUUCUGAUGGGUGGUCCAUGCGCACUUUUUCCGAGCUUGUGGCCUCUUCACAAAGAGAGAGGUGGUCUUUUGACAGUGAACAUCUGAGCUCUGGUCGUGGUAAUAUAAGUGGAUCCAGCAGUAGGUUCUCAUGUUCACCCUCCAUAGAUCUGCAAACUUGUGGGGCAUGUUCAAAGCUCUUGACAGAGAGAUCUUCAUGGUGCAGCCAGAGAAUUUCGGUUCACAAUGAACUCGCAGUGGUUUCUGUGCUUGUCUGUGGACAUGUUUACCAUGCUGAGUGUUUGGAGGUUAUGACAGCAGCAGACACUGACAGAUAUGACCCAACUUGCCCAAUAUGUACAGUUGGAGAGAAGCAAGUCUCAAAGAUGUCUAGAAAAGCUUUAAAAGCGGAAGCAGAAUUAAAGACAAAAUACCAUAAGAUAUCUAGAAACCGAGUUGUGGAUAGUUAUCUUGACUGUGAUUCAGAGAAUUUUGAUUACCAAAAAGAUGUCAAACAAGAUGGAAAAUUUUCCAAGACAGAAGCCAGUUCUAGUACAAGGAGCUCUUCUGCAAAGCCUUUCUUGCGGCGACAUUUUUCUCUUGGGUCAAAGUGGAAUAGAUCACUAACAGAGAAAGAUUCAGUCCAGAAGAAGAGUUUUUGGGCCAGAUAUAGGAAAAAUUGAGUUACCUCCUCAACUGGUACUAGGAUUUCCCAGAAAUGCUGGUGAUAUGGUUAUUUUGUGAACCUUGAGGCAGGCUGCCAUUAGACAUUCUGGCUGUGAUGCAUUUGAUAUCUGAAAUCCAGGGUUCCUUAAUAUUAUAGAUUCCUCUUUUCUAUUUCAAGGUAAUCGUAUAACAGGCUUCUGUAGGAUACUCGUCAUUGACCCACACGAUUACUUGAGUCCUAAUUGAACCAUUUUUUAUAGCCAGUUGGCCUAGUAGCAGGGCAGAAAUAUGGUGUAGUUUUUGGGGCUUGCAGGAAUAAAAUGAAUGUUAUAGUGGGCUUUUGGGAGAUAGAGAGACAAAAAAAUGAAGUCAUUUGUUUUUUCAGCUGUAGAUGAUAUUUGGAAAUAUUUUACAUGUAGGAAUUUUGCGAAGAUGCUAUGAAAUAUUGCCUACUUUUGAUU
Messenger RNA from Pistacia vera, 1845 nucleotides. RefSeq lists its product as uncharacterized. The transcript has 4 exons. The coding region runs from base 1 to 1401 and encodes 466 amino acids. Lineage: Eukaryota; Viridiplantae; Streptophyta; Magnoliopsida; Sapindales; Anacardiaceae. The record is from RefSeq and is a predicted model, not a curated record.